This is a messenger RNA of Myiozetetes cayanensis, 4675 nucleotides long. It is a transcript of the gene GRIK4, whose product is annotated as glutamate ionotropic receptor kainate type subunit 4. Gene Ontology annotation, molecular function: transmitter-gated monoatomic ion channel activity involved in regulation of postsynaptic membrane potential; kainate selective glutamate receptor activity. NCBI's taxonomy places the organism in Eukaryota, Metazoa, Chordata, Aves, Passeriformes, Tyrannidae. The coding region runs from base 1796 to 4675 and encodes 959 amino acids. Gene Ontology annotation, biological process: modulation of chemical synaptic transmission; synaptic transmission, glutamatergic; monoatomic ion transport. The record is from RefSeq and is a predicted model, not a curated record. Gene Ontology annotation, cellular component: presynaptic membrane; plasma membrane; kainate selective glutamate receptor complex. The transcript has 20 exons.
GAAAACGCUCUCUAACUCAUCUUUUUCUCGGGCUCUGGAUCGGAAAGGAAAGGCUCGUUGUUCUGGAACGCGUGUCGGUGGAGUUGUGCUCGGGAAUAAUUCGCCUUUAGAAUGUGCGAGGAGCUGGUUGUGUGCGCAGACGUGCGGGGUUGACGCUGCCCUGACUCCUCUAACGAACGAGCAGCGCUGAGCCCGGGCACUGGGGGGAAAACUCCACGCAGAAACCUCUCCCUAGGCCCAACUUUAUUCCGUGUGAUCUGUGCCUGAACUCCGGCACAGCCGCGGCUCGGGCCGGGGCUCUGCGUAGGUGAGGGGAUGCUGCGAGCGCCGCUCGGCUCCCGUCGCCACGUCAGGCUGGAUUCUGUCCUUUCGCAGGGUCGAGACCUCAAGGUUGUGACCCCGGGGGAGUUAAUCGAACAAACCGGGGGGUCUGCUUCGCCUCCCAGUCCCCUUUGCGGGGAGGUGCUGCUGGCUGGAGGCUCCAGCGCUGUCCCUGCCUCCCUGGGGACCUCCCGCUGGCGGGGGAUGCUGAGGGACAGCUCAGCCACCGCAUCCCGGCCGUUCUGACGGAGCGCGGGUGGGCUCCAGCAGCCCCACCACCACCAGGGGAGAUCCCCCCCAGCAGGAACCAGCCCUUUGUCUCAGCCUUUUCUCCGGGAAGCCGCUCAGCAGCCACAUCCCGGCUGGAUGUGACCGCUGCAUCGAGCACAGAGCAGAGCCUCCCUUGCCUCCCUGGGCUGGCAGCCGGGAGCCUACGGCGCUGGGAGAGCGAGGAGCAUCCUUCUGGAGUCUCUGGCUCUCCCGUGGAGCCGACAGCACCCAGCAACCAGCUCCUGGGUGCUCAGACGUGUGUGCUCACAGGUAGGAGGUGGAUGUGACUGUGCCGGGUGCUUUCCUGCCAUGGUUUGCUUUAGUCUUGUUUCACACAGGGGUAGGAGCCAUCUGCAGUGAGGCUCCCACCGUGCCAAGGCAUUUUUAACGUGUCUUGAUGCAAGUCUGCUUUAGUAUUUAUGUAUAUUAAGCUGUGUAUUUGAAGGGAACCAUCUGGGUAGAGAAAUGGAUGGGGGGUGGCAGAACCUUCCCCUCUCGGUUUCCAUUUCGGGGCUGGGCCUGAUUAGCGAAGGCAGAAGUUGGGAAAGUUGCUGUGUGGCUCGUUCUGGUUUGCAGGUGGUGCUUUCCCCACACCUGAUGUGAAUUCGUACCCUGAGAUGAGACAGCUGGAGCUGGGAUGGGGGAAGAGGGAGCUGACAGGCUGUGCUGAGCAGAGAGAGUGUCAGCACAGGGAAGGAGAAUGCUCUUUUCUUUUCCUUUUUUAAAUGGCCAUUUCUCUUAACCCUUUGUGGUCUGGCUCCUGUGGGGAUGGAGCCUCUGCUCCUGGGUAUGGGAAGAGGGGGGCCUGAGGUGGGUGAACCCCGAAAUGAAGGGCUGUGGGUGAGGGCAGACCAGAGUUGGGGUAAAGAGAUGAACAUCUCCCUGAAAAGAAUCACCUGUGCAAGGCUGGUUAUAAGUGGGGGGUUUGGAGCAGCUGCCUGCAGCUCUGAGGAGCACAGAGGCGGAGAUGCUGCAAGUUUCUUGCUGGAGGUUUCUUUUGCAAGCUGUGCAAGGAAAAUAAGCCAAGGAGUCAUGUGGGCUGGCAAAGGCCUGGACACCUCGAUGCCAAGGAGCACUCAGCAAUCUGGGCGAGAAUGGAGGAUGGUUUGAGGGACCUGGUCUUCAGGGAGCUCAUCAAAGGAGCAGCAAGGCAGAGUUAUGUCAUGCCCAGACCACCAAAGGGCUCCAUGAGGAUUUAUGGAAGAUGCCCCGUGUCUUGGCGCCUCUGGUGCUCCUUCUGCUGUGGCUGAUGAGGAUCUCUGCCAGCCCCCAUUCCCUGAGGAUUGCUGCCAUCCUGGAUGACCCCAUGGAGUGCAGCAGAGGGGAGAGGCUCUCCAUCACCCUGGCCAAGAACCACAUCAACCGCGCGCCCGAGCGGGCGGGGAAAGCCAAGGUGGAGGUGGACAUCUUCGAGCUGCUGCGGGACAGCGAGUACGAGACUGCAGAAACCAUGUGCCAGAUUCUCCCCAAAGGAGUGGUUGGAGUCCUGGGACCUUCCUCAAGCCCAGCCUCGAGCUCUAUUAUCAGCAAUAUCUGUGGGGAGAAGGAGGUUCCUCACUUCAAAGUGGCACCCGAGGAGUUCCUGAAGCUGCAGCUCCAGCGCUUCACCACCCUCAACCUCCACCCCAGCAACACCGACAUCAGCGUGGCCGUGGCGGGGAUCCUGAACUUCUUUAACUGCACCACUGCCUGCCUCAUCUGUGCCAAAGCUGAAUGCCUUUUGAACCUGGAGAAGUUGCUCCGGCAGUUCCUCAUUUCCAAGGACACCCUCUCGGUGCGGAUGCUGGAUGACAGCCGGGAUCCCACCCCUCUCCUGAAGGAGAUCAGGGAUGACAAGACAGCCACAAUCAUUGUCCAUGCCAACGCUUCCAUGUCCCACACCAUCCUGCAGAAGGCAGCUGAGCUGGGAAUGGCGUCUGCCUAUUACACCUAUAUCUUCACUAAUCUGGAGUUUUCCCUCCAGCGCCUGGACAGCCUGUUGGACGACAGAGUCAACAUCCUGGGAUUUUCCAUUUUCAACCAGUCUCAUGCCUUCUUCCAAGAGUUUGUCCAGAGCCUCAACCAGUCCUGGCAGGAGAACUGUGAUCACGCUCCCUUCACUGGGCCAGCACUCUCCUCUGCCCUGCUCUUCGACGCCGUGUACGCCGUGGUGACGGCCGUGCAGGAGCUCAACCGCAGCCAGGAGAUCGGGGUGAAGCCCCUGUCCUGCGGCUCUGCCCAGAUCUGGCAGCACGGCACCAGCCUCAUGAACUACCUGAGAAUGGUAGAAUUGGAAGGUCUCACCGGCCACAUCGAAUUCAACAGCAAAGGCCAACGCUCCAACUACGCCCUGAAAAUCCUGCAGCACACCCGUGGCGGGUUCCGGCAGAUUGGCCACUGGCACGUGUCUGAAGGACUCAGCAUGGACAACAGGAUCUUCUCCUCCAACAUAUCAGACAGUCUGUUCAACACCACGCUCAUUGUCACCACCAUCCUGGAAAACCCUUACUUAAUGCUGAAGUGGAACCACCAGGAGCUGGAGGGCAACGACCGCUACGAGGGCUUCUGCGUGGACAUGCUGAAGGAGCUGGCAGAGAUCCUGCGCUUCAACUACAAGAUCCACCUCGUGGGGGACGGCGUUUACGGGGUCCCCGAGGCCAACGGCACGUGGACAGGGAUGGUUGGAGAGCUCAUUGCCCGGAAAGCUGACUUGGCCGUGGCGGGGCUGACGAUCACGGCGGAGCGGGAGAAGGUGAUUGAUUUCUCUAAGCCCUUCAUGACUCUGGGAAUUAGCAUUCUCUACAGAGUUCAUAUGGGCCGCAAACCCGGCUACUUUUCCUUCCUGGAUCCCUUUUCUCCCGGAGUGUGGCUCUUCAUGCUGCUCGCCUACCUGGCCGUCAGCUGCGUCCUCUUCCUGGUGGCUCGGUUGACACCAUACGAGUGGUACAGCCCCCACCCCUGCUCCCAAGGCCGCUGCAAUCUCCUGGUGAACCAGUACUCUCUGGGCAACAGCCUGUGGUUUCCAGUGGGGGGGUUCAUGCAGCAAGGCUCCACCAUUGCCCCCCAGGCACUGUCCACGCGCUGCGUCAGUGGAGUCUGGUGGGCAUUCACCCUGAUCAUCAUCUCCUCCUACACGGCCAACCUGGCCGCCUUCCUCACGGUGCAGCGCAUGGACGUGCCCAUCGAGUCCGUGGAUGACCUGGCUGACCAGACCACCAUCGAGUACGGCACCAUCCACGGCGGCUCCAGCAUGACCUUCUUCCAAAACUCCCGCUACCAGACCUACCAGAGGAUGUGGAACUACAUGUACUCCAAGCAGCCCAGCGUCUUCGUGAAGAGCACGGAGGAGGGGAUCGCGCGCGUGCUGAACUCCAACUACGCCUUCCUGCUGGAGUCCACCAUGAACGAGUAUUACCGUCAGCGCAAUUGCAACCUCACGCAGGUCGGGGGCCUUCUGGACACCAAGGGCUACGGGAUUGGCAUGCCCGUCGGCUCUGUGUUCCGAGAUGAGUUCGACCUGGCCAUCCUCCAGCUGCAGGAGAACAACCGCCUGGAAAUCCUCAAGCGCAAGUGGUGGGAAGGAGGGAAGUGCCCCAAAGAGGAGGACCACAGAGCCAAAGGCCUGGGGAUGGAGAAUAUUGGUGGAAUCUUCGUGGUGCUCAUCUGCGGCUUGAUCGUAGCAAUUUUCAUGGCAAUGCUGGAAUUUCUGUGGAGCCUUCGUCACUCUGAGCAGUCAGAGGUGUCAGUGUGCCAAGAGAUGGUGACGGAGCUGCGCAACAUCAUCCUGUGCAAGGACAGUUUCCACCCCCGCCGGAGGCGAGGGGGCCCGGUACGGACUCGCCCCGUUAUCCCGGAGGAGCGCCGAGCCCGCAGCACGACCACGCUCAGCAACGGGAAGCUGUGCAGCGGCGGGGAGCCAGACCCCCUGGCACAGAGACUGGCACAAGAAGCCGCCCUGGUCGCCCGGGGGUGCACCCACAUCCGGGUGUGCCCCGAGUGCCGCCGCUUCCAGGGGCUGCGGGCGCGGCCGGCCGCGGGAUCCCCCGCGCGCAGCGAGGAGAGCCUGGAGUGGGACAAGGCCACCAACAGCAGCGAGCCCGAGUAA